AUGGAUUAUAAGCGUAAAUGGUAUUUACCUAUAUUUUCGGCUAGAAACCCCAACAAGCCAAAAAAGACAAGAUUGGCAUGGGAUGCUGCUGCGGUCUACAAAGGAUUUUCUCUAAACGGAUGCCUGGAGAAAGGACCUGAUUUAUUAAGACCGCUCACGAAUAUCAUUUACAAUUUUCGCAUCGUUAAGAUCGGCAUCUGUGCGGAUAUCUAUGAAAUGUUUCACAGAGUCAGUGUAAACGAGGAGGAUCACCAUGCGCAAAGAUUCCUUUGGCGUGAUUGCGAUGACUCUGGAGCGCCAGAUGCCGAUGCGUACCACCACGAUAUCAUUAAUCUGCAAAAAGACCCUCGAUGCAUAUUGCCGAAUUCUAGUUCGCUAAGAAAGCUAUCACCAUUUCUCGAAGAUGACGAAAUAGUUCGUUUGCGCAGCCGCUUGGAAAGGGCUCCCAUAGAAGAUGCGGCAAAAAAACCAGUCAUUUUGCCAAAAACUCACAAGAUCACACAGCUUAUAAUUGAUUGGUACCACCGAAAAUACCAGCAUGUCCACCAUGACAUGGUGCUCAAUGAAAUAUUUCAGCGAUUUUACAUCCCGAGCUUACGUCGAACUCUGCGAUCUGUACGCCUAAACUGUAUGUCCUGCAAGUUGCGCAACGCAAACCCGCAUCCGACUGAAAUGGGACCACUACCUGUAGGACGCUUGGCGCCAUAUACGAGACCAUUUACUUACUUGGGUAUUGAUUUCUUCGGCCCGGUCUUCGUGACAAUUGGAAGGCGCACAGAAAAAAGAUACGGCGUGUUAUUUACCUGUAUGACCUGCCACGCCAUCCACAUCGAAGUGGCACACUCACUCAGCAUGAACUCCUGUGUAAUGGUGAUACGAAAUUUCAUUUCCAGAAGAGGUCAACCCAUAGAAAUAUUCAGCGACAAUGGUACUAACCUGGUUGCAGCUGAGAAGGAGUUACGUAAAGCCUACGCAGAAUUGAAUUUCGAUGCUCUACAGGCGAAACUAACAACCGCGGAAUGCAAAUGGACUUUUAUUCCACCAGAAAGUCCUCAUAUGGGCGGCGCCUGGGAGCGAUUGAUACGCUCCGUAAAGAACGUAAUGUACCACAUCGUUACACCGGACACCAAGCUAACAGACGAGAAACUACAUAAUCUGCUUUUAGAAGUGGAAAGUAUUGUCAACGGUCGUCCGCUUACUUACUUAUCGUUGGACGCAGCCGACCAAGAAGCUUUAACGCCCAAUCAUUUUUUGCUGGGUAGCUCCUCUGGCAGCAAACCACCAAGCAAAUUCUGCUCAACAGACAAAUAUGUUAAAGGUUCCUGGCGCCACUCACAGUACCUAGCUGACAUGUUUUGGAAACGAUGGGUAGCCGAAGUGCUUCCAACUCUAACCAGAAGGUCAAAAUGGUUCGACCAUACACAACCAAUCGAAAAGGAUGACGUGGUAAUCAUCAUAGACCCUAAUCUUCCUCGACACGCUUGGCCAAAGGGUAUUGUAACCAACGUUUAUACCUCCAAAGAGGGCCAAAACGAGAGUCGACCCACUGACCUCUUACCUGCAGUUAAGCCUUUGAUGGCAAUAGGCUAUGAGUGA
Messenger RNA from Rhagoletis pomonella (apple maggot), 1596 nucleotides. RefSeq lists its product as uncharacterized. Gene Ontology annotation, molecular function: nucleic acid binding. The transcript has 2 exons. The record is from RefSeq and is a predicted model, not a curated record. NCBI's taxonomy places the organism in Eukaryota, Metazoa, Arthropoda, Insecta, Diptera, Tephritidae. Bases 1 to 1596 code for a protein of 531 amino acids. Gene Ontology annotation, biological process: DNA integration.